CCCUUUCUAUAUAUCUCUCCGGACAUGGUCAAGAAAUUAAACUCCUAAUUAAUAUAAUACCCACCUGCUUCUCUCUCUAGAUUUACUCAUUCAUUUCUCCUGUACAGAUUUUCAUAUAUAUAUAAGUGAUUCAGAAGUUCAAGAUUUCAAACAUUUUGCAAGCACAAAUAAAAAAAAUAGUUCAAGAAAUGGAGAAACAACAUCAAUCAGCCAAACCAAAGAACAAGAUCCUGAAAUUCUUACCGAAAGCAGCUGCUCCGGCGGUUUCAUUUCAGAAUCCGCCGUUCAGUCCGAGCAGAAUCGACAAAAGAUUGGCAGAGGUUCACAAACACAUUCAUCAGCAUAUACAUAGAAUUAAACCGCCGACCGGUAAAGGCUAUUCGGGUCCAAUAGUACCGAUGAUUCCCGACGUAGCUCGCAGAAGAUCAACCUCCAAGAACGGAAGCUUUGAAAAUCAAGAACCAACUUCACCUAAGAUUUCUUGCAUGGGCCAAAUCAAGCACAAGAAGAAGAUAAUCAACUGUAACAGCAAUAAAAAUCAAGAAAUGAAGCCGGAAAAGACAGUUACCAGUAGUCCCCGGCCUCGUGAAAUCAAGAAACAUGCGUCGACGAUUAAAAGAUUUUUCAGUAAUGUCGGAAAAGGGCCGGAGCAUGGAAGAAGAAGAUCUGAUGCUUCCAUUUACGACAAGCCGCCGCUUACUGAUACUAGUCAUAGAACACCGGCUUUGGGUCAGUUGAGGCGGUUUGCUAGUGGGCGUGAUUCUUUUGCUAAUUUUGAUUGGACGACUCAGGUUGCUCCGGAGGAAUCAGAGCACCGGAAAUACUAUUCCGACGAAGAAGACGAUCAAAGUGAUCCAGACGAUGAUGUGAUUAUUCCCUUUUCUGCACCUAUAAUUGUUGGUCCGGUAGUGGAUAAUUUGCGGCCAAGGAAAGAAAUUAAUAUAUGGCAGCGAAGAACCAUGAGUCGGCCUCAGCCUCUUCAGUUAAAAGUUAUGGUCAGACCAACCUGAUUGAAAUUUUCUUGUUUUUUUUAUUAAGUGCAUAUUUUUGCAGUAUUUAGUUCUUUAAUUAUUAUCUAUAGAUUAUUGAAGAAACACAGGAUAAUUUUUUUAGAAAUAUGUAAAUCUUGUUAUAUCUCUCCUUUCAACUGUACUACUCAGUUUUAAUUUA
Mercurialis annua (annual mercury) is the source of this 1170-nucleotide messenger RNA. RefSeq lists its product as uncharacterized. The record is from RefSeq and is a predicted model, not a curated record. Lineage: Eukaryota; Viridiplantae; Streptophyta; Magnoliopsida; Malpighiales; Euphorbiaceae. The coding region runs from base 189 to 1010 and encodes 273 amino acids. The transcript has a single exon.